Amaranthus tricolor (Joseph's coat) is the source of this 1203-nucleotide messenger RNA. RefSeq names its product RING-H2 finger protein ATL20-like. NCBI's taxonomy places the organism in Eukaryota, Viridiplantae, Streptophyta, Magnoliopsida, Caryophyllales, Amaranthaceae. The record is from RefSeq and is a predicted model, not a curated record. The transcript has 6 exons. The coding region runs from base 1 to 1203 and encodes 400 amino acids.
AUGGAUCAUCCAUCGUAUCCCAACACCUGCAACUCCCAUGACCAAACUUUCCUUUCAAUCUCUUCCAAAUCUUACAUAGUUGAAGGCAUAUCAUACUCAGAUCAACUUCUAUGGGUAUCCGACCCGAAUCGAUGCAUACCCAAACAAAUCAUCAACUCCAUAAACUUAUCCUCCACCCCAUUUAGUUAUCGCCCUUCAGAGUCCCCAUACACAUUUUUAACCUGUUCUGGGAAAUCUGAUAAAUUACCUGCUGAUGUAGCAGAAAUUUCGUGUUUAAGUAAUCGGAAUAAAACAGUUUUAAUGGCGUUAGAUGAUAAAGUAACAGAAAAGAUGUUGAAAGAAGAAAAAGAAUGGAAGUGUGAAGUGUUGAAGAGAGUAAACGCAGCGUUUUUGUGGCAGGGGAUGGAAUAUGGGUUUUAUCCGAAUGAUAUGAGUGAUAUGUUUUUGCAAUUGAGUUGGGGUAUUCCGAGUUGUGGGGAUUGUAGUGUUCGUGGUGGAAAUUGUGGUUUGGUGGGCGAUUCUGGUCUUGAAGUUGCUUGCUAUCUUCCUUCUUCAGGUUUUCCAAAGAGUGCCAAAUAUGGCUUAAUACUUGGAGCUGGAAUACCAGGCCUUUUAUGCAUCAUUGGGCUAACACUCUUCAUCACCAGCAGGGUUAGUGCUCGCAAUAGGAAUCGUCGUUACAUAAACACCGAAUCAUCCCCCUCGAUCUUCCCACAACCAAUUAUCUUAACAAUGGGUCUCGACCAGCCCACCAUUGAAUCAUACCCGAAAACCAUUCUUGGAGAAAGUAAGCGGCUUCCUAAGCCCAGUGAUAGCACCUGCCCAAUAUGCUUGUCGGAGUAUCAACCCAACGAAACCUUAAGGUCUAUACCUGACUGUAAUCACUACUUCCAUGCCGACUGCAUAGACGAAUGGCUCCGGAUGAAUGCUACCUGCCCUCUAUGCAGGAAUUCGCCCCAACCUUCCUCUGGUCUACCCGAUUGUAAAAAAGAAAAGGAAAUUCUUUUGCAUCUUUGUACACUAAAUUUUGAUAGUAGUCAUACAAACACACACACUGGGAAAUACAACACACUUUUUGAAAUCUUGGAGUUCCUUCUUGAACAAAAGAAGGAAGCAACACCAAGAAUUUCUCUUAUGAAACUCAACUAUAUCACCCUUAAAUCAGGAGAUCAUGGAAUAUGCAUGCAUGAAAACACCAUUUAA